AUGGAAGUCCCAAUGACCAUCGCACCGUGCAUGACCUCCACUCCUCUUCAGCAACGCGCCCGCAACCUGGCGCCCCUCCAGUUGAAGCCAUUCUACUCUGACGGUCUCCUCUCGCCCCGCCAGAUCCAUCUGAACAAUUUCCGAGCACAAAAUAUUGAUGAUAGUGCCUACGACUCAAUGUGUGAUCCGCUGCUCCCCAGAAGCUUGCUGGGAACGCCGAAGAGCGGCGGCUUGGACAAACCGAACCUCAGCUUCAGCCCACAACUCAGCCAGAUCUCCGGCGAAUUUAGCCAACGUGAGUUGGAGCAAUUUUUGGAGGGGGUCUGGUUGAGAAAAAUUAGAAAAAACUGAGAAUUUAUGGGUGAAGACAAGAAGAUAAUUUUGUUUUGGCUAUGUCAGGAGGAAGGAGAGGUCCUAAUAGGUGGUUGUGAAAAGAAAGGCGUUUAUUUGGGCAUCCAUCAUUGUUUUUGACCUUAUUUUAGACAUCAGAUGUGGGCAUUUAGAUUUUGGUCGAUUUGAAGGUGAUAAAGUGAAGUCGUUUAGAUGCCAAUCUUUUUGUUGAAGCUCAAGGGUCUCUUCGAUCCAUCUGAAAGGAUUAGAAGGUCAAAUUAUUUUUUAUCCAGCUUUUCUGACCUUAUUUUAGACAUCAGACGUGGGCAUUUAGAUUUUGGUCGAUUUGAAGGUGAUAAAGUGAAGUUGUUUAGAUGCCAAUCUUUUUGUUGAAGCUCAAGGGUCUCUUCGAUCCAUCUGAAAGGAUAUGAAGGCCAAUUUAUUUUUUAUCCAGCUUUUCUGACCUUAUUUUAGACACCUAUAGUGCCCUUUGCAAUUUUUCAAAUUUAUAGUUAAAAACUUGUAUGGUUGGGCGAAUAACUAUCCUAGUAGAAGCCCAGAGCUUUUAAGAAAUGUCUAGUAUUGUUCAUAGCACCUGUGGGCAUCUGUUUAUCCCAGUAAAUGGACCUUAUUUUAGCCCCCAGCGAUCUCCUUUGUGGCCUCUGCCAAGGCAUCUACCGUGAUCCCCGAGUCCUUGCUUGCUUCCACAGCUUUUGCAGAGAAUGUCUAGACCAACAUGCGGCCGGAUUGUCCAGAGUCAACUGCCCAGCAUGCAACAGUCGCACUCAAUUGUCCCAACUUGGAGUAGAUGGACUCUUGGCCGAUUACGCGUUGAUUCAUGCCGUCAAAAUUCAUGAAUUGAAAGGUGAGAGAUCUUCCAGUGUCUUGUCAGUAAUGCCAGUUACGUAAUAAAGGGUAAUGGCUGUUUAUUCAUCGAUUUUUAGAAGGAAAUAUCGAUCGAUUUGAGCUCGAGGUUUCCAAGACCAAAAAAUGCCACUGUUUGGAACAUCGGUAAGGUUUUUGAUUUGUUUUUUUGCUGUUUUAGGUGUCUCAAGCCAAAUUGAAGUAAAUAAUAGUGAUUCAGACUUGAAAUUUUCAAAAUUUCAGAUUUUUUGGGGAUUUUUUUGACUUGGAGGUCAUGGAUAAUAUUUUUAUUAGUUUGUGAUUUUUUGAUGCUAGUUGGCUCAAAUUUUUUGUUUGAAAAAAUAGAAGAGACCUUAUGGAGUGCCAUUGUCGUUAUUUUAGUCUAUAAAAAUUUGAGAGUUUUUGUUUUUCGACAAUUUUUUUUGACCUGACCCGUCAUGGAUAAUAUAAUUUUUUGUUUGAACUUGAAUUUUGAUAAGUAAUUUUAGUAGUCGCCCUCUCCAGUUUUACUGCUUAUCCUGUGACUUUGCUGUGUGUCAGGAAUGCACUCAAAAGGAUCAUCCCCGCCCCAUGCACCAACUGGAACCCAUCGAAAACGCGGCGCAAGCCCAGCUGAUGGCCAUUGAAAAUCUGAUCGAUGAGGUGAAUUUAAAACAACGAGAGCUGCGCACAGCCUUCCAACAGAUCGAAACCAUCCAGAGACGAGUGAACACGUCGCAGAAUCAGGCCACCGCCAAGCUCCGAGAGACCUUGAACCGAAUGAUUCAGGUCAUCCAGGACGCCCACGAUUGUCUUCAGAAAGACCUGGAUGCAACGUAUAUUCAUCGACAGGUAGGGAGAUUUGAUUUGAAGACGUUUCAGGACAUUCCCCAUCACUUCCGAUAUUACUAUAGAGGAGCUGGAAAAAUAAGUUUUUUUAAAUUAUUUCUUGGUGUUUUAGGAGCAGAUUGUCAGCAUCAGCCGAGGAGUCCAGAAGAUGACCGGCAAAAUCUCGGAAACUGUGAAAUUCGCCCAACGCCUCCUGAAAUACGGCCGUCCGGCGGAGGUGCUGGUCUUCAAGCCGCUGCUCGAGGCGCGCCUCCGCGGGUUCCUCACCUUCAACGCCGAAACGGAGAUGAUUUUGAACGGAAAUAUGGAGAUUGAACAACCCCGUGUGGAGGCGACCCAGGUCGUCCAAGCUCUGACUUCGCUCUGCCUCAGCGGACGACCCGAUUCCUGGAACCACGCCGACUCUUGCCACACCCAUCACCACCCCGCCGGCUCACUUUUGCCCCAAAGUUUGGUCCGGCCCAGCUCGUCCCAGUAUUUGCGACACUCCUCCAGCAGUUUGAGCUCGUUACCCCCGAUCUCCAGAGGUCUGACGUCGUCGAGUGUCCAGAACUUGAAUGCACUCGAGAGAAACAACACCUUCUCGGACCCGUUGGACCAUCAGGACCUCCGCGACUCUCUGAAUGAACAGUUCCAGGAAUUGUCGAGGUUCUCGUCCGGAUUGGACUUGUCGGCGAGUCCGCAGGGUGAGAGGUUUUUGAUGUUUUUUGUUUGGUUUUUAGGUGAAAAUGGACAAGAAAGAUGAAUUUUAAGGCAGUAUGAGCUGCGUUGAGCUGGAUGGGAAGGGAUUUUGCACUGAAUUGACGAAAAAUUAUAUUACACAUGAUAAAAAAAAAUUUUGAUUUUUGGGAAAAUUCAAGGUUUUGAGCGGUCUGAGGCUGGAAAUGAGAUUUAUAAAGUCUUUUUGAAUUCGUGAGACUAAAGUUUAGUUAAAAUUUGAUAAAAAUUAUAUUACACAUGAUAAAAAUUUUUUGAUUUUUGAGGAAAAUUCAAAGUUUAGAGUGAUUUAGAAGUUGGAAAUGAGAUUUAUAAAGUCUUUUUGAAUUCGUGAGACAAUAAUUCGGUCAAAAUUUGAUAAAAAUUAUAUUACACAUGACCACGUUUAGGAUCCGCGAGUCAAUCGGACCUCAACUCUCGGCUUCUUGGUGUCUACGGAGCACCCCGAGCUGUGACUGCGACCCGAAGAGAGCGAAUGAUCUAUUAUCACAAGUUUGGGGAGUUCGGAAUCCAACAGGGCCAAUUCACGGAACCGUCCGGAGUCGCCGUUACGGCUCAAAAUGAAAUUGUGGUCGCUGACACCAACAAUCAUCGAAUUCAGGUGGGAAUUUUGUUUUUGAGUUUUAGGUAACGAAUUUGAUUUGAAAUGUGUCAUGAUGACGCAAUUUUUGGAAGUGGUCAUGAUGACGUAUUUUAUGGAAUUUGAUGACAUGAUGGGUUUUUUUUUUUUUGAAAAUUGUGUCAUAAUGACGGAUUUUAAGAUUUUUUGAUAAAAUGUGUCAUCAUGACGUGUUUUUUGGAAUUCCUCGAUAUUUUUUACCCAUGUUGUUUUAGGUAUUCGACCGCGAAGGAAACUUCAAAUUCAUGUUCGGAGAGUGCGGAAAACGCGACGGCCAACUGCUCUACCCGAACAGAGUCGCAGUGAACCGAAUCACCGGCGAAUUCAUCGUCACCGAACGCUCCCCCACGCAUCAGAUCCAAGUCUUCAACCAAUACGGGCAUUUCCUACGGAAAUUUGGAGCCAAUAUCCUCCAGCAUCCGAGAGGAGUCUGCGUGGACUAUCAAGGAAGAAUUGUGGUUGUGGAGUGCAAGGUGGGCAGAGGAGUGGAGGGCUGUGGGGUGUUUUACCUAUUAGCAUUUUCAUAAAGUGCAUGGACAUGUUUUCGCUUUUGCACAGUGCAUCUUGAAUUUUUGUCGCCAACGCACUGUGGAUUUUUGCCUUUGCGCACCAUGCAAACCUCAAAAAACCCGAUUGCACUGUGCAAACCGCAGCGGCGCAGUUGAGAAAAGCUUACGUCGCCGCGAUAUUUCAAAUGCACAGUGCAAAAAAUCGGGGAUUUUUGUGCACGGUGCGGAUUUUUUGUUUUGGAGGGUUGCACUGUGCAGUAAGCUGCUUUGUUUUCUUUUGAUUUUGCACUGUGCGAAGAACAAAUUCGCAAUUUUGCACGGUGCGAAAUUUUUUGUGGCGUUUGCACUGUGCGAAUAAAGUUUCUUUUUAUUUUGCACUGUGCGAUGGAAAAAAUUAGGAAUUUUGCACGGUGCGAAAGAUAUUUUCUCUUCGUGUCGCAGGGUGGUCGCACAGUGCGGUUUAUUUUUUAUUUUUAUUUUUUUGCACAGUGCAAGGCGGAAUUUUUUUGCACUGUGCAAGGUGGAAUUUUUGCACUGUGCAAAGAGAAUUUUUUGCACGGUGCAAUGAGAAUUUUUUGCGCUCUGCAAUGAGAAAUUUUUUUGCACGGUGCGAGUUGGAAUUUUUUGCACGGUGCAAGGCGGAAUUUUUUUGCACAGUGCAAGGCGGAAUUUUUUUGCACAGUGCAAGGCGGAAUUUUUUUGCACAGUGCAAUUUUCGACUUGUUGCACUGUGCGAAGCCAGGUUUCACGGUCGUUUAGGGAUGACGGAAUUUCUGAAAUUUGAUUUUGACUGUAAUUUGCAGGUGAUGCGUGUGAUCAUCUUCGACGCCUACGGCAAUGUUCUGCACAAGUUCCUCUGCUCGCGCUACCUGGAAUUCCCGAACGCGGUCUGCACCAACGACAAGGAUCAGCUGUUCAUUUCGGACAAUCGCGCGCAUUGCAUCAAGGUUUUCAAUUAUCACGGCCAGUUCUUGCACCAGAUUGGAGGCGAAGGCAUCACCAACUACCCGAUUGGAAUGGGAAUUACCAUCAACGGGGAGAUUGUGGUCGCUGAUAACCAUAACAAUUUCAAUUUGACUGUCUUUACGCAGGUGGGGAAGUUGGUUUUUGGGAGAAAAAAGGGUGUUUGGGGGUUUUGGAUGUUGUUUUAGGCGAAUUUUUGGGAUUUUUAGGAGAAAUUUUGAGUUUUUGGUAUUGUUUUUGGGAUUUUUGAUAUGGAAAUAGAUUUUUUGUGUGUUGAGAAGGAUAUGUUAGGAAUAGGAGGUUUUUUCUCAGCUUUAGAGAGCUGAUUUGACAUUUUUUUGACGAAAUUUUUGGGAUUUCUGACAAAAAUUUGAGAUUUUUGGGGAAAUCUUGAUUUUUUUGGUUUUUAAUGAAGCUGUAUUGAGCUGAAAUGGAUGUUUAUGGAAGCUAGCUACUCUGUAGAGUAUUGUGAAUUGUAUUUGCAACCUAUAAAUGGCCUAAUUUUAGAGCGGAGAGCUGAUUUCGGCGAUGGAAAGCCGCGUGAAGCACGCCCAGUGCUUUGACGUAGCCCUAAUCGAUGGGAAUACGAUUGUGUUGGCGUCGAAAGACUAUCGCCUCUACUGCUACAGAUUCAUCACCAAGAAAACGGACCAAGCCUUGAACGAUUCUGGAGUUUCGAACUGA
This is a messenger RNA of Bursaphelenchus xylophilus (pine wood nematode), 5514 nucleotides long. The record is from the annotation of a GenBank genome assembly. NCBI's taxonomy places the organism in Eukaryota, Metazoa, Nematoda, Chromadorea, Rhabditida, Aphelenchoididae.